AUGAUGUUUAAGAAGCCAGCAGGUGUGCUGAUGUUCCUCCUGGUCGUCCUUAAGGGAACAGCAGAAGCUGCCUGCAGCUGCACAGCUUCAGCCUGUCGCUGCCACAGUCUGGGCCUCACCAGCGUUCCACAGGACCUGCCAACAAACAUCACACGCUUGUAUUUGGGAUGGAAUCAAAUAACAACCAUAAGUCGGUCUGAUUUCUCACGUUAUAGGAGCUUAGAGAUCUUAGGACUUAAUGACAAUCGCAUUUCUACUAUCAACAGCCAGGCAUUCUAUCACUUGUCAAACUUGACCCAAUUAUGGCUUGUCAGGAACCGACUAACAACCCUCAGGUCUGACAUAUUUGUAGGGCUGGAAAACUUGGUUCUCCUUAUUCUAUGGAGUAAUCCCAUCAGUGAUAUUCAGGCUGGAACUUUCAAUCCAACACCAAAAUUACAACACCUAAAUCUGCAGGCAUUGGACCUACAGAUCAACAUGUUCAAAACCAUUCCCACCCUACAUUACUGGCUACCAGAGCUCACUACUCUGUACCUUUCCACUAACCAGAUCACAGACAUUCCCAGGGAUGCAUUUUCCAAGCAGCCUAAACUGAACCUUCUCCGACUUUCCUCAAACCAAAUUUCGACACUUCCCUUUGGAGCCUAUGACAUGCUGUCAGCCAUCUCCACUGUGAGCAUUUAUAACAACCCCUGGCAGUGUGACUGUAGGAUGGUUGACUUCAGAUUAAAGAUGACUGGUUCACAUUCUUUUGAAAACCAGAUCACUUGUUACCAACCUAAUAGCCUCAAUGGGCAGAGGCUUAUAGAUAUCAACCCUGACGAUUUGAUGACAGACUGUCAAAAACCAAACAUUACGAGGUUUGAGAGGAUUGGAAAGUAUCCUCUGUUUCAGGGAGAGACUCUCCGUUUGGUGUGUGAAGCUUCAGGAAUACCCGCACCAGAGAUCACAAUCAUUCUCCCAUCUGGACAAAAUGCUACUGUUGGGUCUAGUGGAAGAGUGACUGUGUUGGCAAACGGUACAGUAACCGUAAGAAAUGUUACAGAUGAUGAUUACGGUCGGUAUGUCUGUAUGGCAACAAAUUCUGUUGGGUCCACAUUUGCUGUUUUCUCUGUAGAUGUCAACUAUUCCUUCCCCAAAGUUACCCUGUAUCUGAUCGCAGUUGUGGUCUGUACCCUUGUCAUCGUUGCUAUUGCCGCUUAUUGCAUGUAGUUCU
Molecule: messenger RNA, 1216 nt
Organism: Branchiostoma belcheri (Belcher's lancelet)
Lineage: Eukaryota; Metazoa; Chordata; Leptocardii; Amphioxiformes; Branchiostomatidae
Product: slit homolog 3 protein-like
Exons: 2
Coding region: 1-1212 (403 amino acids)
Cellular component (GO): extracellular matrix
Molecular function (GO): protein binding
Source: RefSeq, a predicted model, not a curated record